GACGGCUUGACCCGGAUGGCCGAGGUAGAGAAAGACCUUUGUAGUUUUCUCGUUUUUCCGGCAGCAGCAACAGCAGCCGCUCAACCGCUCCAGCACGGCGCUGGACACCCGACAGCUCGGCGCUUCAGACCACCCACACACCGCGCGCGCGCGCGCGAGGGGGAGGGGGCAGUGUUUGAUUUCUAUCCACCGGCGACAAAUUGCGUUUUGCUCUACUGUUGUUGUUGUUGUUGUUGUUGUUGUUGUUUCAUUUUUAUUUUUUUAUCGUUUUUACUUUUUUACUUUUUUUUUUUUCACUCGCUCAAGGCGCUCAAGAUCAUUCUCGAGGAGCAGCUCAGGGGACGUUUGCCCCUCGCUUGCGCGGCUUGCUGUUGAUCGCUGUCUCCCCUCUUUGCCUCUGUUCCCCGGUUGAUCUUGGGGGAUGGAGCAGGCGGCUUUGCUGCGGGACGAUGGCUCCCCCAAUGUGUCGGACGUUGAGGGUGGUCUGCGCUCGGCUGUAGAUGACGAGACUUGCCCGGCGGUGCUGGACCUGGAGCAGGCCUUUCACCGCAUCGGCUACGGCUGGCAACAAAUCCGUGUUCUUGUGAUCUGUGGCCUCUGCUUCUGCACUGAUAGUAUCGAGGUCGGUCUGCUCUCCUUUUUGCAGGCCGAAGCCAAGGUAGACUUUCACCUCUCCACUACCGAGGAAUCGCUCCUCACCUCCAUCGUCUUUGCCGGCGAGCUGACCGGUGCCUUGAUCUUUGGACCCAUGGCUGAUCGCUAUGGUCGCAAAGCUGCUACGUUUGCCUCGGCUGCCCUUGUCGCCAUUGCUGGCGUAGCCAGUGCAUUUGCGCCCAACUUUGAGGUUUUGGUUGCGCUGCGCGCCUUUGUCGGCCUGGGCAUUGGUGGCAUGGCCGUCCCCUUUGACAUCUUGGCCGAGUUUAUGCCCUCGGAAUAUCGUGGCAAGGCCUUGAUGGGCAUUGAAUUUUUUUGGACCUUUGGCACGUUGUUUGUCAAUGGACUGGCGUGGGCCAUGCUCUCGGCUGAGGGCUGGCGCCUUUUGGUUGGGUUGUGCUCAGUCCCCGUGGUCUUGGCAAUGCUCUCGUUUCCCUUCAUGCCAGAAAGCCCGCACUGGCUUUUGACGGUUGGGCGAUCUGAGGAUGCAGUCGUGGUUCUGCGCCGCGCGGGUGAGCUCAAUGGGCGGCCUGGCGCUAUUGGGCCCAACACGCGAAUCGUUCUUCAUCACGAGACGACCCCCAGCAUCAAGUAUUCCCUGAGCUCGUCCCCGCCGUCUGCGAAGAAGUACAGCAGGACCGAUGGUGAUGGCACGAGCGACAGCGACAGCGAUGAAGAGCGCGAGCGCCGGGCGCAAGUCACCAUCCAAGAUGACGCGCAGAGCGUGGGAAGCCUCAAGGAAGAGGCAGCACACAACUCGAUGAGUGUGCGGGCCCUGUUCCAGGCCAAGUACCUGCGCACAACGCUGCUGCUGUUCACCACGUGGUUCUCGACGGGAUUGACCUAUUACGGGACGGUGCUGAUUGCGCCCGAGUUUUUCUCGCAGUCGGAUGAUCCGACGGACUUUAACUAUCCGUCGCUCUUCAUCACCUCCCUCGCCGAGCUCUUUUCGUGUACACUGGCCUUUUUCCUGAUUGAUCGAGUCGGGCGCAAGGCGCUCUCAGGCUGGGCAUACCUCACCUGCGGUGUGUUCACGGCCAUCCUCAUGGGGGCCAAGCACAUGCCCAAGGGUCUGGGCAUUGUGUUGCUCAUGGUGGCGCGCGGGUCCAUUUUCAUUGGCACGAGCACCACCUGGGUGGUGACGCCCGAGCUGUACCCGACAACCGUCCGUGCGGCUGGGCACAGCUGGUGCAAUGCCCUGGCGCGCGUCGGAGCCUUUGCUACCCCGUAUUGGGGCAACACGGAGGCCGUGCCUUUUGAAUUGCGCCUGCUUUUCUAUGCCGUCUUUGACGUGGUGGCCGCCGUGGCCUCCUUCUCUUUUCCGAAGGAGACGGCCGGCAAAGCGCUCAUGGACGAUUAG
This is a messenger RNA of Monosiga brevicollis MX1, 2014 nucleotides long. RefSeq lists its product as uncharacterized. NCBI's taxonomy places the organism in Eukaryota, Choanoflagellata, Craspedida, Salpingoecidae. The record is from RefSeq and is a predicted model, not a curated record. Gene Ontology annotation, molecular function: transmembrane transporter activity. Gene Ontology annotation, biological process: transmembrane transport. The coding region runs from base 422 to 2014 and encodes 530 amino acids. The transcript is spliced from 7 exons. Gene Ontology annotation, cellular component: membrane.